This is a messenger RNA of Linum tenue, 390 nucleotides long. NCBI's taxonomy places the organism in Eukaryota, Viridiplantae, Streptophyta, Magnoliopsida, Malpighiales, Linaceae. The record is from the annotation of a GenBank genome assembly.
AUGGAACCUCCGUUGCUCCUACACGUCUCCUUCCCGACGGCUCUUCCUGACCUCUGGUACAAGCGUGACCAGCUCGUCCUUUCCUGGAUAGUCAUGUCCCUCACCGAUGUUGUCCUCUCGAAGCUCGUCGGCUGCACCUCUGCUCUCGACGCCUGGACUCGUUUAGCUGCUGCCUAUGGAGCCGCCAAUCGUCACGGAAUCCUCCAUCUCAAAGAUCAGUUCAAUACUCUCAAUUGUGGUUCUGAUCCUGUUGACAGGUACCUCACUCGUGCGAAGGAUGUCGCUGAUCGACUGGCUGCCCUCGGUCGUCCCAUCUCCGACGAAGAUCUCGUCUCCCGCUGCCUCAACGGUCUCGGCGAGUCUUAUCUCCCCCUUUGUCCGGGUGAUUGA